Molecule: messenger RNA, 2316 nt
Organism: Anguilla rostrata (American eel)
Lineage: Eukaryota; Metazoa; Chordata; Actinopteri; Anguilliformes; Anguillidae
Gene: cox15
Product: heme A synthase COX15
Exons: 9
Coding region: 306-1532 (408 amino acids)
Biological process (GO): heme A biosynthetic process
Cellular component (GO): mitochondrial inner membrane
Molecular function (GO): oxidoreductase activity, acting on NAD(P)H, heme protein as acceptor
Source: RefSeq, a predicted model, not a curated record
UUUCCAAAAUUUUUUAGAGAAACCGGUUGUUACUGGAGAGAGAAGGGAUUAAAUUGUGAUUUGAGAGACAUAUUACAAAUAAAUCCUGGUAAUAAAUGCUGUUGUCUUACAUUUCAUAGACUAUAAAUAGAAUCCCGAUUCACACUCCUUUCCAGUCGGUGACGCUAACACUCCACAACGAUUUAUCAACCGGCAGCCGCCAUAAAAUUCAAAGAAGAAGAAGAAGGUCGUGUACACGGAACUGUAUUGUGGUAGUGUACGUGCCGCGGUGAAGUAGAUGUGUUUUUAAUAUUUUGUCAUCAAAGAUGCUCCUGUCAUCCUUGCGGUCUUUAGUUGUGAGUGGCUGUAGAACAUCUGGGAAAGGUUUGCAGUUCAGUAAUAUACAGAGACCUGCGCUAAGGCAGUGGGUAGCGAGGAGGGGACAGACUACCGUCGUAGCAGAGGCCGGGUCCACAUCGUCGUCGGCCGCCGCCUCCGUGCCCAACGCGGCAACCAAUCGCAUCGUCGGACGAUGGCUGCUGGGCUGCAGUGGACUGGUGGUGGGGGCAGUCGUUCUGGGAGGUGUAACCAGGCUGACGGAGUCUGGUCUCUCCAUGGUGGACUGGCACUUGGUCAAGGAGAUGAAGCCUCCUCAAACGCAAGCAGAGUGGGAGGCGGAGUUCCGGAAGUACCAGCAGUUCCCUGAAUUUAAAAUAAUGAACCACAGCAUGACCCUGACGGAGUUCAAGUUCAUCUUCUACAUGGAGUGGGGCCACCGCAUGUGGGGUCGGCUGGUGGGCCUGGCGUACAUCCUGCCCACCGUCUACUUCUGGAGGAAGGGCUACUUCACCCGCCCCAUGAAGGGCUGCGUCCUGGGCCUCUGCGGCUUUGUCUGCUUCCAGGGCCUGCUCGGGUGGUACAUGGUGAAGAGCGGCCUGGAGGAGAAGCCGGACUCGUACGACGUCCCGCGGGUCAGCCAGUACCGCCUGGCGGCCCACCUUGGCUCCGCCCUGGCGCUGUACUGCGCCAGCCUGUGGACCGGGCUUUCCCUCUUACUGCCCGCCAACAAGUUGCCGAACACUCAUCAGCUCAUGCGGCUCCGGAGGCUAGCCCAGGGAACAGGAGGCCUUGUGUUCCUCACAGCGCUCUCAGGGGCGUUCGUAGCAGGGCUGGAUGCUGGCCUGGUCUACAACUCCUUCCCCAAAAUGGGCGAGCGCUGGCUGCCGGACGACCUCCUGGCCUUCUCCCCCACCCUCAAGAACUUCUUUGAGAACCCCACCACAGUGCAGUUUGACCACCGCAUUCUGGGCAUCAGCACUGUGUCGGCCAUCACAGGCCUCUACCUGUUCUCCAGGAGGAUGCGCCUGCCCAGGAGAGCCAAAAUCGCCAUCGGCUGCCUGACGGCCAUGGCCUAUGCACAGGUGGGUCUGGGCAUCAGCACCCUGCUGCUCUACGUCCCCACGCCUCUUGCUGCCACGCACCAGUCUGGAUCACUGGCUCUGCUCUCCUUGGCUAUCUGGGUCCUGACGGAGCUGCGACGGGUUGCCAAGUGAUCUGCGGGACCCCGCCCUCUUGCAAAACAUCCUGCCCACUCAACCUGCCUGUCACAUGGACGGACACCAUCAUCACCACAGCAAUAGGAAUUCUGGCCACGCCCCUCCAGUUGGAUUCCAGACAGUUGUUUCUCAAAGACUAUGUAUAAGGUUUAAAUCCCCCAAAAUAUAUCUGCAAAGGAGAAACACUGGCUGCUUUUACAUGACCUAUAUGCAGUACAUAGCCCUGCCCAGCAGAUGGCGAACCUGUGCAAGGAAUGUGUGCAAUGGCUUGUAAGUGUAAUGCAAUGUUCAAUUUCAUGUAUGGUUGUCCAAAUUACUGUGGAUUACACAGUGUUGCAAAUGUAUGAUUUUGGACGAGUGUGUGUGUGCGUGCGUGUCAAACACGCAUAGCUUUUAUAGCGGUCUGCUGUUUACAGAUAACGGCUGAUCGCUCAUUUCCAAAUGUAUUGAAUUGUACAGAUAAUCUGGUCAUGUGAAGCUGGAAGCAUAAAGAUGUAAAGUUAAAUGUUACUGGGCUUUAUGCCAUUAACCUUGUAAAAAAAAAAUAAUAAUAAUAAUUUUGAUAUGGAAAAAGAUGUUUAUGGACAAGUUUUUGAGUUGGUUGUCUGUAUUCUGGUCCCUGUGGUACAAUGUGAGUCCUCUCCCUGUUUGUUUUGCUUGGUCAUGAUGAGUGGCUUUUCCCUGUGAGACUGCUGUCCGUGUGUGUGGGUAAGGUGAUGCUCAUUGUCCUGAUGGUAAUUUAUUUUAUUCAUGUAAAUUAUAUAAUCAUUGAAUCAUUGAA